Bursaphelenchus okinawaensis is the source of this 477-nucleotide messenger RNA. Lineage: Eukaryota; Metazoa; Nematoda; Chromadorea; Rhabditida; Aphelenchoididae. The record is from the annotation of a GenBank genome assembly.
AUGUUGGCUGAAGGCCGAGAGCGACACCAAAUCAGGCCAAACGACCGAGAAUUGGAGGAAAGUCAACCGGCGACGGCUACCAAUAUCCAGGAAGACAACGCCAACUAUUUUCAUAUUGGGUCCAAGAAAAUUGAGGUAAAACAUUUGAAAGUUUCAAACUUUCGAAAUUUAAAAAAAAAUUUUAAAUUUAAAAAAAAAAUUUUUUAGGUAACAAACUGGAAUUUUUUUAAAUUAUAGGGGUAAUAUUGCCAUUUUUGACAUUUUUUUCUUUUUUAAUGUUUUUUUUAAAUUUAAUUAAAAAUUUUUUUUAUUUUAAAAACUAAAAAAAUUUUUUUUUUAAUUCGAUUUUUUUUAAACUGCCAUUACUUUUCUGACCUUUUCCAGAAACGCAUCGCGUAUCAACUGGUUUUGGCGGUAAUAGCGACAUUGAUCAUCAUAGCACUGGCGACAGCCUUCUUUACGACAUUCCAUUGGUAA